Postia placenta MAD-698-R-SB12 is the source of this 1134-nucleotide messenger RNA. RefSeq lists its product as hypothetical. The record is from RefSeq and is a predicted model, not a curated record. The transcript has a single exon. The coding region runs from base 1 to 1134 and encodes 377 amino acids. Lineage: Eukaryota; Fungi; Basidiomycota; Agaricomycetes; Polyporales; Adustoporiaceae.
AUGAACGGAAAUCAGACACACAAUCUCUCUGAUAAUGUCGAACGUACGGACUAUCCCGAGCGUGCAGAGCAUAUUUUGUUCACAGAACCAGACUCCGAGGACAACGAAGGAUCUUUGCACCCACCGCUUCCGCGUUCCGAGACUAUGCCUCUUGUGCCCUUUCAACAUCUUGUCCUGGAUCCGAAUGAAUGCCGCACCGCUAGCACCGUGGAAGCACCUAGCGACGCUGCCAGUAGUCUACCACCUGCGAAGCGCGUUCACCCUAUGUUUCUCGAGCCUGUGCAAUCCGACACCCUGAUCAGGACUUCCCCUCGCAUAUUUGGGCCUUCUUCUCUUCGUCCCGUUUGCGAGCCGUCAUCUAUGUCUCGUCGCCGACUCGCCUCGAACGGACCUGCUUUGUGCGGCAAGCUAGAGCUCCCUUCUCCGUCUGAAUGGCAGUCCACCCUCGGCUUUCUUGGACUAGAUAAUCCGCUCCCUGGGCCUCGCACGGCACCUUCUUGCUCAGGAGAUGUCACACCUAUAACCCCCGUGGAUCAACGCGUGCAAACACCCAUUGCGCCCCCAGAGCUUCUUCGCGCGCGAAUGCCCAAACCGAGAAAUCUGACUGGGGUCCAUCUCGUCUUUGACGGUGCUGGUCUCGAUUACUCGCCUCAGACGCCUAUUGAUCUGCCUUUCACUUCUCCUGUUAUCCGAGAAUCCCCUACUCCAUCUUCUCCUGGGCAGAGGUCGAGCUCGCUUCCUCCAAGCAACGCCGUGUCCACUCUGUUUCGUUGGGCGCCCAGACGAUCUGAUAGUGAUGCUCUGAAGGCUGGUUUGCGGCUGCCCAUCUCUCCCCUCAGAAACACACAACCUGCAAAGCGCAGCCACUACCCCCUGACUGGUAGCUGCCCAAAGUCCCACGCCCCGCGUCCUCCAGCCCUGCGCCUCGCCCUCUCACGGCGGCUCUCGUACAAGAGCGCGUUUGGUGGGCCCUCAACGCCGCCGACCGCACUCGCCCCUAGCCUGGCUUCUCCAGCGGUCAUCCAGUCCUUCUGUUUGUCGACCCCGUCAACUCCGCCAAUGGCCGAUGCGAAAGCUUCCACGAUGAUCACUCCGCCUGUUCUCGUCGAUUCUCCGGGCUACUUUUGUCUCUGA